This is a messenger RNA of Zasmidium cellare ATCC 36951, 1656 nucleotides long. RefSeq lists its product as uncharacterized. Lineage: Eukaryota; Fungi; Ascomycota; Dothideomycetes; Mycosphaerellales; Mycosphaerellaceae. The record is from RefSeq and is a predicted model, not a curated record. The transcript has 4 exons. Gene Ontology annotation, biological process: transmembrane transport; nucleobase transport. The coding region runs from base 1 to 1656 and encodes 551 amino acids. Gene Ontology annotation, molecular function: nucleobase transmembrane transporter activity. Gene Ontology annotation, cellular component: plasma membrane.
AUGGAGUCUCAGGAGAAGCAGAGCAGAACUCAGUAUUGGGCCAAACGGUUGGAGUGCCCUGUCGACGAAGAUGCUGGAUAUCACAACACUUUCUGGUGCAACAGAGACCUCAUCCCGAUCCCUCCAUCCCGCCAAACGUGGACAUGGCAAGGCUACGCCGGCUACUGGGUAAUCGCAGGCAUAAACACCACAGCCUGGACCUCCGGCUCCUCACUCCUCUCCCUCGGCCUCUCCGUCCCACAAGCCAUGGGCGUGAUGGUCGGCGUAUCCCUCAUCAGCGCCCUCAUCGCCGUCCUCGCAGGCUGGCCGGGCUCCCACCAACACCUCGGCUUCACCGUCCUCUGUCGCGCCUCGUGGGGCAUGCGCGGAGGCUUCUGGCCCGUCAUUAACCGCAUCAUGACGGCGAUCAUCUGGUUGGGCAUCCAGAUGUACUGGGGUGGACAGGCUAUCAAGAUUAUCCUUGGGGCGGUGAUUGGGCCGAAGUUUGUGUUUUGGAGGAAUACGUUGCCGGCGGGGGCGAAUGUGGAUACGGCGAGUUUGGUGAGCUUUUUUGUGUUUCUGGUGGUUUUCUUGCCGUGUUUGAUGGUGCCGCCGGAGAGGUUGCAGAUGCCGUUUAGAGUGACCUUCGUCAUGAUCACCCUGACCAUGUUCGGAAUCCUAGGCUGGGCAAUAGGUACAAACGGCGGUCCAGGUCCUCUCCUCCAUACCCCAGCAACAGCGAAAGGAAGUGCUCUCUCCUGGCCCGCACUCUUCGGCCUCCAAUCCAUCGUGGGCUCCCAAGCCUCAGGCUGCCUAGGGCAAUCCGAUUGGACCAGAUAUGCAAAGACCCCAAACGCCGCUCUCUUCGGCCAGCUCGUAGCAGCGCCCAUCAUGAUCUGCGUGACGGCCGUCUGCGGUCUCCUGAUCACAUCGGCCACCGCGGAAAUCUAUGGCGUCUACCUCUGGAACCCCUUCGAACUGCUUCUACACGUCCAGCAGACCUCUCUAACGGCAGACUGUCGAGCUGGGACGUUCUUCGCGGGACUCGGCUUCCUCUGCAGCCAGCUCGCCCUCUGCAUCGUCCUCAACUGCGUCAGCGCAGGCAUGGAUCUCGCGGCGCUCUGUCCGAAAUGGAUCAACAUCCGCCGAGGAGGCUACUUCAUCUCCAUCAUCGCCAUUGCCAUCUGUCCAUGGCAGUAUGUGUCAAAGCCUUCGACCUUCAUCACCGUGCUGAGUGGCUGGUCAGUCUUCCUCUCCCCAAUGACAGGGAUCGUGGUCAGCGACUACUUCCUCGUGCGAAGACGGAAUUACCACCUUGGAGAUCUGUACACUGGCAAUCGCUCAUCUGCAUACUACUACUGGCAUGGCUUCAACUGGCGUGGCUUCACCGCUUGGAUCAUGGGCAUCUGGCCGACGCUCCCGGGCUUCGCGAGGUCGAUUCAAGAAGUCAGCAACAACAACGGCUGGGAUCACAUAUACCAGAUCACUUACUUCUACGGCUUCUUCUCGGCGUUGCUGAUCUACUGGGCACUGCACACAUUCUUCCCCGUACCGAAACAAACCGGCAGCUCGCCGUUUGAAUUGGCGGAGCACGUACAGAUGUUGUACAGCGCUGAGGGUGACUCUCAGAGGGAGGUGGAAACAAUUGAGGCAGAGAGACUGAAGGUUGAUGUUUAA